Molecule: messenger RNA, 714 nt
Organism: Aaosphaeria arxii CBS 175.79
Lineage: Eukaryota; Fungi; Ascomycota; Dothideomycetes; Pleosporales
Exons: 2
Cellular component (GO): mitochondrion; membrane; cytoplasm
Source: RefSeq, a predicted model, not a curated record
ACCCAACACCCAUGCGCGCAAGCAGCGCCCCAGACAUCGAAGACGAUACCCGGACCAACAUGGUUGUGGCUGGAGCCCAUAUAUGAACCUUUCCGGGCCUACGGCCGGGCGCAGCGCCGACGUCCGUACAUGACACAGUUUCUGAGCUCGUUGACGGUGUACUUUGUGGGAGAUCUCGUGGCGCAAAGCAUCGGAAAGGCACCCGCAGAGGAAGAAGAGGUCAGCGAUUCAUCUGCGGCCGAGGAGGACGAAUCAAAGGGGUGGGUGGUCGAUUGGGCCGAAGAUAGGGACUGGGCAAGGACAGUACGAGCGCUGCUCAUCGGAGGCUUCUCAGCGGUCCCAGGAUAUAAAUGGUUCCUAUGGCUUUCCAACAGCUUUAACUACCGCAGCAAGAUCCUGAGUCUCACAACAAAGGUUACCGUCAACCAACUCCUCUUCACCCCGAUCUUCAACUCCUACUUCUUCGGCAUGCAGUUCGUCCUCACGACGCACCCCUCCGAUUUCUCCUUCGCCGACCUCUUCGAACGCCUACAAAAUACCGUUCCCACGUCCUGGAUCAAUUCCUGCAAACUCUGGCCCGCCGUCACCGCGUUCAGCUUCAGCUUCAUCCCCAUCGAGUACCGCAGCAUCUUCGGCGGCGUCAUCGCAAUCGGAUGGCAGACAUACCUGAGUCUCCUCAACCAGCGCGCGGAGAAGGUGGAGGAGAUUGAGCAC